AUGGUGUCAGCAAUACAGCAAGCUGAGAAGCAGGCGGAGGAUCAGUUGGCCCAGGAUGCGGACAAGAUUGAGUCACUUCUCAGUCAGAUGUCAGACAAAAUCUCGAACUCGUCAAAGCCCAAAGUCGAGAGUCAUUGGCCAAGUUUCAGCGUCAUCCUUUUCGUGGCUUUGUUGAUUCUUGCUGUGUACUUCUAUUUCCAGAGCGAAGAUGGCCGGAAGGCCUGGCUGAAGCUGCGCAUGAUGCUCAACAAUGGAAGGCCUUUUCUCAAGAGAGGUCUUGAUGUGCCAUUCAGUGGAGAAGAGGUUCCUCUAUAA
Molecule: messenger RNA, 315 nt
Organism: Durusdinium trenchii
Lineage: Eukaryota; Dinophyceae; Suessiales; Symbiodiniaceae
Source: the annotation of a GenBank genome assembly